Molecule: messenger RNA, 2017 nt
Organism: Diospyros lotus (date-plum)
Lineage: Eukaryota; Viridiplantae; Streptophyta; Magnoliopsida; Ericales; Ebenaceae
Product: abrin-a-like
Exons: 1
Coding region: 46-1797 (583 amino acids)
Biological process (GO): negative regulation of translation
Molecular function (GO): rRNA N-glycosylase activity
Source: RefSeq, a predicted model, not a curated record
AUCGAUCCAUCAUCUCUUGCUUGCAAUCACUAAUAUUACGCAACUAUGGAGGUGAGCAGCAUAAAAUGGGUGGCAUUCACAAUCCCAUUAUGGUUUUGGUGGUUGGUUGUGGCUGAACCGGUUUCGUCGUUGGCGGUGGUGGAUCAACACUCUGAUCCCCUUUUCAACAACAUGCUCGAGAUUCGUUUUACCACAAAUGGUGCCACGGCGGAGAGCUACUUCGAGUUCAUUUCACUAUUACGAGAUACAUUGGCAAGCGGAGAGUUUAGUAAUGAAAUACCAGUGACGCGGGAACCAUCCAAUGUGCCGGACUCCCAAAGAUAUUUCUUGGUUCGCCUGACAAACUAUGCAGGCGAUAGCAUUGCGUUGGGAAUUGAUAUAACCAAUUCCUAUGUCGUGGGUUAUAGAACUGGAGGCCUAUCCUUCUUCGUUGACGAUACUCCCGAAAAUUCAGGGAAUUAUCUUUUUACUGGUACAAACCAAAAUUUCCUUGGCUUCAGUAGUACCUAUGCUUCCCUUCAACGCGCUGCCGUCCAAACUAGACGAGAAAUCCCCCUUGGAAUCGAGGAGUUGGAUUCCGCAAUCUCGAAUCUAUACCAUUACCGCGGUGAGGGCAAUAACAGGCUUGUUGCUCGUGCGCUCAUAAUUUGCAUUCAAAUGAUUUCUGAGGCUGCACGAUUCAGACAAAUUGAAAACCGAGUAAGACAGAGCAUUUCAGAAAGCCAAGAUUUUCUGCCAGACCGUAGCAUUAUAAGGCUCGAAAAUAAUUGGGGUGCGCUCUCUGAAGCAGUCCAAACGGCUAUCGGAGGAGUCUUUGCUAGAGCAAUUCAAUUAUUAUCACCCACGACAUUUGAAACUGAGUAUGUGGACAAUGUGAAUCAUAUAAGCGUUAUUCGAAACCUUGCUUUCAUGCUAUUCGCCUGCAGAAGUGCUAGUAACGCAGGAGCACUUCAAUUCCUUAAUAAUAAUAUGCUUAUACAACCUGUUACAGUAAGUGCAGAUGAUGUUUGUGUAAUUGAAGAGCCCACAGUGCGCAUUCGUGGUCGAGAUGGUCUCUGCGUUGACGUUCAUGGAGGAUUUUACAAUGAUGGAAAUCCAAUAGUAUUGUGGCCAUGCAAAUCCAAUAAUGAUGCUAACCAAUUAUGGACCUUGAAAAGGGAUGGCACGAUCCGUUCUAAUGGUAAAUGUUUGACCACUUUUGGAUACAGUCCGGAAGUCUAUGUGAUGAUCUACGACUGUUCAACUGCCGCUAGGGAUGCCACCAUUUGGCAAGUAUGGGUCAACGGAAGCAUCAUCAACCCCAGAGCAAGACUUGCCCUUACUGCAUCCUCUGGAGAUAGUGGCACUACACUCACUGUGGAUACCCACAUUUAUGCCUCCCGACAAGGAUGGCUUGCCACCAAUAACACGCGAGAUUUAGUGACAUCCAUUGUUGGAUUUAGGGAUCUCUGCUUGCAAGGAAAUUAUAGCAACAGAGAUGUGUGGGUAGCAGCCUGUCAAAGGAACAAUUUGCAACAGCAAUGGGUUUCUUAUCCAGAUAGUUCCAUAAGACCGAGUGAGAGACAAGACCACUGCUUAACUAGCAAUAAUCAUGAUCAAGGAAGAAACAUCAUAAUUACCUCUUGCUCACCUGGGUGGGCUAGCCAGCGCUGGAUGUUUACGGAAGAUGGUUACAUUUUGAACUUGUUCAACGGCAUGGUGAUGGCUGUGCCGAAUUCCGACCCAAGCCGUCGUCAAAUCGUUAUAUGGCCACCAACUGGCAAUCCAGAUCAGAAAUGGCUUCGCAUCCGUAACUAGCUUCCUUGCUGUUGUUUGUGAGUACGUACGUACAAUGCCAGCCUGAUAGUAUUUACUAUUUGGCCUGGCCAUCUACGUGCCUAAGUAAUUAAUAUGCAUGAAUGCCCCCAAUAAAAGAUGUACGUAGUAUGCAUUCUGUAUCGAUCAGAGGGCAUGAAUAAAUCAUGUUGUAUUGUGUUUCCACUUCCACUUCAAUAAUAAAAUAUUAAUAUCAUGUUGA